Indicator indicator is the source of this 1431-nucleotide messenger RNA. RefSeq names its product Rho GTPase activating protein 15 (gene ARHGAP15). Bases 1 to 1431 code for a protein of 476 amino acids. NCBI's taxonomy places the organism in Eukaryota, Metazoa, Chordata, Aves, Piciformes, Indicatoridae. Gene Ontology annotation, cellular component: cytoplasm. Gene Ontology annotation, biological process: signal transduction; regulation of GTPase activity. The transcript has 13 exons. The record is from RefSeq and is a predicted model, not a curated record.
AUGGAAAGGUCUACAACUUCUAAUACAGCCUCUGAAAAGCCUAAUCCUUCCCAGCACAGUACAGGGGCUGUUCAAAUGAGGAUCAAAAAUGCCAACAGUCACCACGAUAGGCUGAGCCAAAGCAAAUCUAUGAUUCUGUCUGAGAACCUGAAAGUCGCUGAGCCUAUAAAUCGCCACAGAAGAAAUCAUUCCCAACACAACCUAACCCUUGCAGACAUCAUUAGCACGCAGGACCACACGGCAGUGGAGAAAGAAGGUUAUCUUCUAAAAGCCAAAAUUGCAGAUGGUGGCAAAAAAUUAAGGAAAAACUGGUCCACCUCCUGGAUUGUUCUCACUGCUCGGAAAAUGGAGUUCUACAAAGAAUCCAAGCAGCCAUCACUGGCCAACCUGAAACCAGGAUAUAAACCUGAGUGCGUGGAUUUGUGUGGUGCUCGCAUUGAGUGGACCUCAGAGAAAUCCAGCAGAAAGAAUGUCUUUCAGGUCACCACAGUGUCGGGAAAUGAGUUCCUCCUGCAGUCAGAUAUCGACUUUCUCAUAUUGGAUUGGUUCCACGCUAUCAAAAAUGCAAUUGACAGAUUGUCAAAAGAACAGAGUUGUACAUCGAAAAAUUUGGAGUUCAAACUCAGAAGAUCCUCCAGCAUCGAAUUACUGAAUAGCUUAGACACUGAAUCCAAAGAACCAAAGCCUGAACACAGAAAAUCUUUAAUUUUCAGACUCAACUACAGUGCCUCUGACACAAACGACAGAAACCGAGUGAAGAGCAGAUUGAAGAAGUUCAUCUCCCGAAGACCUUCCUUGAAAACAUUGCAGGAGAAGGGACUUAUUAAAGAUCAAAUUUUUGGCUCCCAUUUGCACUUGGUUUGUGAGCAUGAAAAAUCUACAGUCCCCCAGUUUGUGCAACUGUGUAUAAAAGCUGUUGAAAGAAGAGGUCUGGAUGUUGAUGGAAUAUACAGAGUUAGCGGCAAUCUGGCAACAAUACAGAAGUUACGAUUUGUUGUCAAUCAGGAAGAGAAGCUGAAUUUGGACGACAGCCAGUGGGAGGACAUCCACGUUGUCACCGGAGCACUCAAGAUGUUUUUUAGAGAGCUGCCUGAGCCGCUGUUCCCAUACUGCUUCUUUGAACAGUUUGUGGAGGCGAUAAAAAUCCAGGACAACACCACUCGCAUCAAAUCCAUAAGAAGCCUGGUAAAAAAACUCCCUAGACCCAACUACGACACAAUGAAAAUGCUUUUUGAGCACCUAAAGAAGAUAGCAGCCAAGGAAUCCGUGAACCUUAUGUCAACACAAAGCUUAGGAAUUGUGUUUGGACCAACACUCCUUAGACCCGAAAAGGAGACAGGGAACAUGGCAGUCCACAUGCUGUACCAAAAUCAGAUAGUUGAACUUAUGCUGAGUGAGUACAGCAAGAUCUUCUGCUCAGAGGAAGACUGA